AACACAGUGUUAGUCGUAGCUUGACAGAACAUCAUCAUCAUCAUCAUCUUUCCAACACGUAUUAGGGUUUAUUUCCAAGGACCACCACAAAGCCCUAAAAAACACCCUUGAUUUCGCAACUCACACUCAAAUUACACGCCAAUUAAUCCAAUUUCCAGCUCUACAUCUUCCGAAUCAGGUGAUAAUGGUACAUCCUCACUCGUGACAGUGACUGAUGGAUCCUGAAACAAAGAAUUUUGGAAAAGGACCAAGGGAACUCACGGGCGCUGUGGAUCUUAUAAGUUGCUAUAAAUUGUUACCGCACUAUGAGUUUUUCUGCAAGAAGUCGCUUCCGUUGUCAAUCUCAGAUACACAUUACCUUCAUGAUAUUGUUGGAGACACAGAUAUCAGAAAAGGCGAAGGGAUGCAAUUGGAUCAGCUUAUUCACAACUCAUCCUUAUCUAGAGAUGCAACAAACACACGCAUACAGCCGUUUGACCUAAAUACCCUGGCUGAAGCCUUUCAACUUAGGGACACUGCACCCGUUGACCUCCCAUCUUCCGAGAAAGGGAUGGCCACUAUAGCUGGAAAAUCAAGAAGUGAAUCAAAAGACAAGGAAAAGAAGCAUAAAAAGCACAAGGACAAAGAGCAUAAAAAACAUAAACAUCGGCAUAAAGAUCGAAGUAAAGAUAAGGACAAAGAAAAAAAGAAGGAUAAAAGCAGUCAUCAUGACAAGAAAAGGAAGUAUGAUGGAAACGAAGAUGUCAGUGACAUUCACAAGCAGAAGAAAAGUAAGCAUAAGAACUCAAAGAUUGAAGAGAUAGGAGCGUUUAAGAUAGCAGCUUGAAGUCGACAUGUGGUGUAUAUUGUUGUUUGUCCUUGCAAAAUGAGGUUUAGUUGCAUACUGUAGUUAAAUUAAUUGAGAAUAGUUUCAGGACUAUUAAAGAUGUCCAAGAUGGUGGAUUCACCUGUUAAAUUAGAUUUAUUCAAGCAGGCAAGCUUUUUAGACUUUGUAAAUGCCACCUAGGUAAGAAGAUGAAAAGAUAUUGAUAUCGAUCGUUAAUAGAUAUGUCGAUUUUUUUGGUCUCUUUCGUGUAGAGGGACUCUUUCCACUAUGUAACAUUUUUCUUUAAACGUGUUACACAUUUUUUUAUCCGAA
Molecule: messenger RNA, 1138 nt
Organism: Helianthus annuus (common sunflower)
Lineage: Eukaryota; Viridiplantae; Streptophyta; Magnoliopsida; Asterales; Asteraceae
Product: probable mediator of RNA polymerase II transcription subunit 19b
Exons: 8
Coding region: 215-826 (203 amino acids)
Biological process (GO): positive regulation of transcription by RNA polymerase II
Cellular component (GO): mediator complex
Molecular function (GO): transcription factor binding; transcription coregulator activity
Source: RefSeq, a predicted model, not a curated record